AUUUUGCGUGCUCUGCCUUGCCCUCUUCUCAAUCUCCGCUCUUGUAACACCUGCACCAAGCGUUCCACAAUGCCGUCUGCUACAAGCAUCGCAUCUUUCACGCGACAGUUCCGUGUCUUGGUCGUCGGGGGCUCAUACGGUGGCUUGACCGCAGCCCUGACGUUGCUUGACCUAUCUCGCGGUCGAGUAGCCCGUUUCAACUCGACUCCAGAUGCACAGCCGCCGCAGAGACAGCUUCCCAUCCAAAUAACUGUCGUGGAUGAACGUGACGGUUUCUAUCACUUAAUUGGAUCUCCUAGAGCCUUGGCAUCUGAAAAUUAUGCAUCGAAGACCUGGACAAAGUUCGAGGACAUUCCGGCCUUGAGGUCCCCGGAUAUUCGAUUUCUGCGCGGUAGUGUGAACUCCGUUGACUGCCAAAGCAAAGUGGCCCGUAUCCUUGACGCCCACACCAAAGAAACACGAAAGGAGAAAUACGACUUCCUGAUUGCUAGUUCAGGACUGCGACGUGUCUUCCCAACCGUCCCCAAAUCUCUUCGCAGGGAUGAGUUUGUGGAAGAAGCCAAGAAGCACGUAGGUGAUAUCCACAAUGCCCAGGAUGGAAUUGUGGUUAUCGGAGGGGGCGCUGUUGGUGUUGAAAUGGCAACUGAGCUCAGACUUCUUCAUCCCAACCGCAAUGUCACGUUGAUCCACUCUCGUGAUCGUGUACUUUCAGCAGAACCUUUGCCGGCUGAAUUCCAGGAGCGUGUGGGAUCCAUUCUGCGUGAAGCAGGCGUGAAGCUCAUUUUUGGACAACGAGUCCGCGACAUCACAGCUAUCGAGACCGAGGGAGAGCGACGUCUCUGGAAACUUGAGCUGGCUGAUGGAAGGACCAUCUAUGCAGGCCAUGUCAUGAACGCCGUUUCCAACUCUGUUCCCACAACGUCGUACCUACCAGAAGAGGCCCUAACUGAGGAAGGCUACGUCAAGAUCCGCCCAUCCACGCAAUUCCCCAAGAACCUGCAGAACGCCGAUUCCCAUUUUGCCGUCGGUGAUAUGGUUUCCUGGUCAGGAAUCAAACGUUGCGGGGCUGCAAUGCAUAUGGGCUAUCACGCAGCAGUCAAUGCUCAUCAGCUCAUGCUGUCGGAGGAUUCGAACUACAAGCCUGAGUUUAUUAACCUCCAGGAGGUACCUCCCGUCAUGGCGCUCUCCAUGGGCAAGACAGCAGUCACAUAUACCCCGGAUUCGGGAACGAAGGAUGGAGAAGAUGUCCAUGACGUUAUGUUCGGCGAGGAUAUGGGUUAUAGCAUUUGCUGGAACUAUAUGAGAAUGUCUGAACCUUGUCAGGCAUAAUGCACCCACACAUGACGCUUCACUUCAAUCCGACAGAUCGGGUAUCUGUCGCCUUUUUGCGAUUGAGAGUCUAUUCAGACUUUUCGUCACUAUCUCAUACUGUUAGGCAUACACAGUUUGCUGGCUAACUGGCACUGCCUAGUCGGCGGUUAUUGUGGGACCGGGCUCUGGCGUUUGGACUUUGACUCUUUGGAUAUUCAUGAAUUGUCUGACAUGACUCGUACUAUAAUUCGACCUGGGUAUCCUUGCUUAAAAUGUAACUGUAUAUGAAACAUCACGAAAGCUGUUGUAUGUGUGGUGCGAUGAAGAUAAG
This is a messenger RNA of Aspergillus neoniger CBS 115656, 1642 nucleotides long. Its product is annotated as putative pyridine nucleotide-disulfide oxidoreductase AMID-like. Gene Ontology annotation, molecular function: electron-transferring-flavoprotein dehydrogenase activity; flavin adenine dinucleotide binding. Gene Ontology annotation, cellular component: cytoplasm. The record is from RefSeq and is a predicted model, not a curated record. The coding region runs from base 70 to 1329 and encodes 419 amino acids. The transcript is spliced from 5 exons. NCBI's taxonomy places the organism in Eukaryota, Fungi, Ascomycota, Eurotiomycetes, Eurotiales, Aspergillaceae.